Botrytis fragariae is the source of this 183-nucleotide messenger RNA. RefSeq lists its product as uncharacterized. The record is from RefSeq and is a predicted model, not a curated record. Lineage: Eukaryota; Fungi; Ascomycota; Leotiomycetes; Helotiales; Sclerotiniaceae. Bases 1 to 183 code for a protein of 60 amino acids. The transcript is spliced from 2 exons.
AUGAUUAAUAAGCCUCUUCAUCAGGAUGCAAUUGACUACCACACUGGAAAACGAUUUCUCGUUUUUUUGAUGGAAAUUCGACGCGAAUGGUCUUACGCCGAACAACCCUUGGCAACCCUAACUAACAUCAGACUUUUCAACCUCAAAUACUCCCUAUUUUCUUCCGUGGCCCGAGAUAUUUAA